This is a messenger RNA of Haliotis rubra (blacklip abalone), 1215 nucleotides long. RefSeq names its product muscarinic acetylcholine receptor M4-like. The transcript has a single exon. Bases 1 to 1215 code for a protein of 404 amino acids. Gene Ontology annotation, cellular component: synapse; dendrite; membrane. The record is from RefSeq and is a predicted model, not a curated record. Gene Ontology annotation, biological process: chemical synaptic transmission; G protein-coupled receptor signaling pathway, coupled to cyclic nucleotide second messenger; adenylate cyclase-inhibiting G protein-coupled acetylcholine receptor signaling pathway. NCBI's taxonomy places the organism in Eukaryota, Metazoa, Mollusca, Gastropoda, Lepetellida, Haliotidae. Gene Ontology annotation, molecular function: G protein-coupled serotonin receptor activity; G protein-coupled acetylcholine receptor activity.
AUGACAACCUCUCAAAUCUUUUUCAAACCGGAUGAUCUAAACCUAUCGACAUCAACUGAAGCUACCGUGGAUGAAGAUGACGGAUGGUACAUUCCUCCCUGGGUUCCUGGAAUAGCAGGGGUUGGAAUGAGUGUUCUGAUACUGCUUGCUGUGGUCGGCAACCUCCUUGUCAUCAUCUCCUACUUCAGAGACAAACAACUACAGACUGUCCACAACCUCUACAUACUCAAUCUGGCUAUAGCAGAUCUCUUCCUUGGAGCCAUCAGCAUGAUCUUCUAUGCGGAUUUUACACUCAAAUCCUGGAAUUGGGCGUUUGGUCGAGUGUUCUGCAAGAUAUGGUGCGUUAACGAUUAUACAAUGUGCUUGAUGUCUGUGCUGCUAAUUCUCCUUCUGAGUCUUGACAGAGUCAUCCUUCUUAGAAAUGGAGCAGAGUAUAUUGCCAAAGAAACCAAGAAGGUGGCAAUGGUGAAGAUAAGCAUUGCCUGGGUCAUAGCGUUUGGGAUAUAUGGACCUUGCGUGAUCUUCUGGGACAUCGUGACAGGAUAUAGUGUCAUUGAAAAAGAAAAUUGUGAUGCUGAAUUUAUCAGAGAUCUACACUUUACCCUUAUCACGGCAGUAUUCGAACUGACUCUUCCUUUCAUUGCUCUAUUCUGCCUCAAUCUUGUGGUUUUCAUCGCUAUUAGGAAUAGGUUGAGGAUCUUCCCCAAAGCAAAUGAUCCAGCGGGUGUACAUUGUGAUCGUUCGCAAUAUAUGGUUGAUGAAAGGGUAAGAAAGCCUGAUGGCGAAACACACGAAGGAGAAUCAUCAACUGAACACACAAAUAUCAGAUCUAUUGAUAAUCCCUUGCAAAAAGAAACACAGACGGGUAAAUCUCAGCACUCCGGAUGCAACGAUUGUUCCAGGUUUCCGAGUUGCUCUACGAAUCCAAUCACAUCGAAACAAACGAAAGCCAGAAAGGAUCUGAAGGCAGCGAAGUCUUUGGCUGUGCUUGUAAUAACCUUCUUCAUCUGUUGGGCACCAUAUACCAUCGCCACUGUCGUACUCGCACAAUGUGACGACUGUCUCAACAGGCAUGUGUAUGAGUUCUUUACUUGGCUCCUGUGGGCUAAAUCGUCCAUCAAUCCAUUUCUGUAUGCAUCUCAGAGUAAACGAUUCAAAGAAAACUUCUUCAAACUUCUCCCCUUUCUGAAAUUCUGCAAGAAAUAUCGCGAGUGA